Molecule: messenger RNA, 799 nt
Organism: Emericellopsis atlantica
Lineage: Eukaryota; Fungi; Ascomycota; Sordariomycetes; Hypocreales; Bionectriaceae
Exons: 2
Source: RefSeq, a predicted model, not a curated record
AUGUCCCUUGUUCGGGAAUUCGGGUAUAACGUCGACCCCUCCGAGAUCUGUUACACGUACAUCACCGUCGUCCCCGAUACCACUCCAUGCACCUCCUAUGUCACCACCACUAUCCCGAACCCGGACAUCACUGCCCCUGCCACGUUCACUGCGAUUCCACCGAGCGGUACAACCCCAGGCACCGUUGUGGUUGAAACACCUGCCGUUGGUACUGUAACCCUCACGACGACAGGGCCCCCGGGAAUCACUGGCACUGUCACGCAGACGAUUCCGGCCAGCGGCACUGUUCCCGGAACGGUCAUCAUAGAGACUCCCCCAAGUCCUCAAGAUCCUGGCACCAUUACGAUUACUACCGGCAAUCCGACUAUUACAGCGCCCACGACAGAGACGAUUCCCGCUACUGGAACCGAGCCCGGAACUGUGAUCGUCCAAACGCCUUUGACCAAUCCUCCCGGCACAGUCACUAUCACGACUGGCAACCCGACUAUCACGGCGCCUGUUACUGUUACUACACCUGCUAGCGGCACAGUUCCUGGUACCGUUGUCAUCCAGACGCCUUUGACCAAUCCUCCCGGCACAGUCACUAUCACGACUGGCAACCCGACCAUCACGGCGCCCGUUACUGUUACUACACCUGCUAGCGGCACAGUGCCUGGCACCGUCGUCAUCCAGACGCCGGAGCUUCGCAUAGUCACCAUUACGACUGGUAACCCGACCAUCACGGGGCCCGUUACGUCGACCGUGCCUGCCAGUGGUACAGUUCCCGGUACCGUCAUCGUCGAGACGCCUGACCCGACUA